Messenger RNA from Erigeron canadensis, 1872 nucleotides. RefSeq lists its product as uncharacterized. The record is from RefSeq and is a predicted model, not a curated record. Lineage: Eukaryota; Viridiplantae; Streptophyta; Magnoliopsida; Asterales; Asteraceae. The transcript has 2 exons. The coding region runs from base 1 to 1872 and encodes 623 amino acids. Gene Ontology annotation, molecular function: zinc ion binding.
AUGAAUAUGAACCAAUUGAAUGUGGUCUCUCACAUGACUCAAAAUGAAGAUUUCGAUAUUAUAUCUCGUACUGCCGUUGUGAACAAUGAUGAUAAUAAUAUUAUAGAAGAAGAAAUUAAUAUGGAACAUGUUUUUGAGGAAGAUGGAAUAGAAGAUGAAAGUGAAACACAAAGAGAAAAAGAUAAAGCAGUAGAUUGUAACAUUGAAAUACCUUCAAUUUACACCAACUUUGAUGAAAAAAGUUUGCAUGCUGAUAACAAUUGGUUGAAGUCAUAUUCUAAAAGUAAGAAUGAUUUUGCUCUUGAGUUGGGAAAAGAUUCUUUCAAUAACAAAGAAGAAUUUAUUAGAGCUAUUAAGCUCUAUUUUAUCAAAACUCAUAAACAUUUUGAGGUUGUUGAGUCACGACCAACCAUUUGGUCUAUAAGAUGUAAGCUACGUGAACAAGGUUGCAAAUGGACACUUCGUGGAAGUAAACGUGAACGUAGUGGAUUAUUUGAAAUCUCAAAGUAUACUGGUCCACACACUUGUUUACAUUAUAAGAUUAGCCAAGACCAUCCAAACCUAGACUCAAGCGUGAUUGCUCAAGAGAUUCAACACCUUAUUAAAGCAGAACCUUCUACUAGUAUUACUGUUCUAAGAGUUGAAAUAAUUGACAAGCUAGGGUAUACUCCUACAUACAAGAAGGUGUGGGUAGGAAAACAGAAGGCUAUUGAACACGUCUUUGGGGAUUGGGAUGAAUCAUACAAUAUUUUACCUAAGUUUUUGAUGGCGUUACAACGUUCAAUCCUGGUACCAUUGUUGAAUGGUGUGUGUUGGAAGAGAGGGUCAGAUCAAGUGGAAUUUAGACGUAUUUUCUGGGCAUUUGAUCCUUCUAUUAAAGGCUUUAAGCAUUGUCGCCUGGUGAUUAGCAUUGAUGGCACACAUUUGUAUGGAAAGUAUAAAGGUAAAAUGAUGAUUGUAAUGGGAGUUGAUGGUAACAAUCAAAUUUUACCACUUGCUUUUGCUAUCGUUGAGAAUGAAUCUUUCGCUAGCUCGAAUUGGUUUCUUUCACAUAUCAAGAGACAUGUGGUGAAAGAUGUUGACGGGAUCUGCCUAAUAUCCGAUCGUCACCCUGGAAUCUUGAAGGCUGUUAAUGAGAAAGGAUCUCCUUGGUUAGAGCCUCGUGGUUAUCACAGGUAUUGCUUAAGGCAUUUCAUCAACAACUUUAAUGAUAAGUUUCGCAACUCACAGCUAAAGACUUUAGCUUACCGGGCUGGUAGUCAGAAUCAAAUUCGUAAGUUCAAUUCUAUUAUGGAAGAAAUUGGAACAAUAAACCCACAAGCACGUCAAUGGCUUGAGGGACAUCCACGUGAUAAAUGGACACUUGCAUAUGAUGGAGGGAAACGAAAUUGGUUGCUCACUACAAAUUUGUCGGAGAUUUUCAAUAGUGUACUUAAAGGUGCUCGUUUUUUACCAAUCACAACAUGUGUUCAACUUACAUUUUAUAGAUUGGUUCAUUAUUUUGAGGUGAGACGUCCUUUGGGGUCUAGUGCUCAAGCCAAUGGAGAUAUAUAUACUCCUCAUGUUACAGCAAGACAAACCGCUUUAAUGUCAAAGGCUAGUGCACAUUCAUUGAGAUCAUUUGAUCGACAAAAAGGAGUAUUUGAGGUGAUAACUCAAAGGGGAAAAAACAUCCAGGUAGUUAAUCUAGAAUUACGAAGCUGCACAUGUGGCAAAUGGGAUAUAUAUAAGUAUCCGUGUUCUCAUGUUUUGAGUGCAUGUGCUAAACUUUCGUUGAACCCGUGGCAAUAUGUUCAUGAGUGUUACUCAAUUAUAAAUUAUUGUGCAACUUGGUCAUCAGAGUUUUCUCCAAUUCCUCAUGAAGCGUACUAG